AUGCAGAAGAAAUGGGACCAACCAUCCACAUCGGGUGGACCACCCGGCGCACAGGAUCCAAAGAAGACAUGCAACCUGGAAACGUAUCUGGAUUGGUCGGCACGUCUCCGUCUGUUUGUUUGCAAUGAGAUACUGCAGUGGAGCAAAUUGCAAGUGACGUGCCAACAACUGGAUUGCAUGCAGCGACAUGCCGAGGGACAUGGUCAUUUGUGGCAGAAACAGGCAAUCGUCUUAAAUGAACAAGGCCAACCACAAAGUCUCAAGACUGAUAAGCAGGCUAAGGACAAGUCAUCCACAUCAAUAGGAGGAGAAGCAACAUCAACAUCAACAUCAGAAUGUGGAGGAGGAGCUACCACAUCAAUGGACUUAGAUGAGAGACCGUCGACCAGUGCGAGUGUGAUUGGGCAUCCAGUUGGCAUAACAGGCACUUCCGCCAUGAAUGCAAUGUCGGCACCGGAAACAGCGACAUUGCCUGUGGCUGGCAACAGCAAUGCGGAGCAGCCACCAACAUCAUUCCCUGCCACGCCAUUAACUGGAACGGCACUGGGCAAACCCAAUGAUUGGGUUGUUAUUCCAGUGUUUGCGGAUAUUGUUAAAUUGGCACUGGGCGAACGUGAGAACUGCUUGCAGCGCGUACAGCAGCAUAACAUCAGCAUCCACAAGCAAUUGGAUUUCCCUCCUCCACCCUUUUCCAUUGGAGUCCUACAUCAUUUUGAAUUGCAAAUAAAGCCGUUGACUUUUUAUCAUCCAUCAAAACAUACUUUUCUCACUCGCUUCCUCGCUCUUUCAUUCUACCCCUUUUUUUCAUCUUCCACCGCCACUGUGGGCUACGAUCGAAUGGCGGCCAUUGCCGGCGCGUUCAUCAAGCGCAUGCAGGCGAUGACAACGGCACAGGCGCCAUCCAGCGGGGAGUAUGUGCAGCAAGCUACAAAACUUAGCUGUGCAAAUAAGUAA
This is a messenger RNA of Drosophila subobscura, 954 nucleotides long. RefSeq lists its product as uncharacterized. The coding region runs from base 1 to 954 and encodes 317 amino acids. NCBI's taxonomy places the organism in Eukaryota, Metazoa, Arthropoda, Insecta, Diptera, Drosophilidae. The record is from RefSeq and is a predicted model, not a curated record. The transcript has 4 exons.